Messenger RNA from Felis catus (domestic cat), 8318 nucleotides. It is a transcript of the gene DMBT1, whose product is annotated as deleted in malignant brain tumors 1. The coding region runs from base 65 to 7948 and encodes 2627 amino acids. The record is from RefSeq and is a predicted model, not a curated record. Lineage: Eukaryota; Metazoa; Chordata; Mammalia; Carnivora; Felidae. The transcript is spliced from 50 exons. Gene Ontology annotation, cellular component: membrane.
CCUUUCAGCUGGGAACCUAUAAAUGUCAAGGUAUUUUUCUUCCAGUUGAGAAGAACCCAGCAAAAUGGGGAUCUCCACGGUCAUCUUCCAAAUAUGUCUUUUACUGGGUCCAGUUCUAUCUGCAGAAAGAUCAGUGACAGAAUCAACCAUAGAAGCCACUUCUGAAGAGACACAGACAGCAGUUUCCCAAUCAGAUCUUCUCACAACACCUGGUCUGUGGAACCCCUUGACUACAGACUAUGGUUUGCCUCUGAGGCUGGUGAGCGGAGGUGACCGGUGUCAGGGCCGCGUGGAGGUCCUGUACCAAGGCUACUGGGGCACCGUGUGUGACGAUGACUGGGACACCCAGGAUGCAGAUGUUGUCUGUCGGCAGCUCGGCUGUGGCCUUGCGGUGUUGGCCCCGGGCGGGGCCUACUUUGGUCAGGGCUCGGGGAACAUUCUCUUGGGCUCUGUAUACUGCUCAGGAUGGGAGCCCUACCUGUCGAGCUGCUCCCACAGCGGGUGGUACAACCAUGAAUGUGGCCACAGGGAAGACGCUGGAGUUGUGUGCUCAGCUUCUUUGUCUCCCACGGAGGCAUCCCUGGCAACAGCUGCGGUAGAAGAUAGCACUACAGAGGAUACUGGGACUACUGGUGCAAUAGCUACUCACACCCAGUCCACAAGCCAGCCAGGCACCUGGCUCCCCACCUCCACACCUGUAACACCAAAUAUAGGGAGUGAGGCAGGUUUGGCCCUGAGGCUGGUGAAUGGAGGUGACCGGUGUCAGGGCCGCGUGGAGGUCCUGUACCGAGGCUCCUGGGGCACCGUGUGUGAUGAUGAUUGGGACACCAAUGACGCCAACGUGGUGUGCAGGCAGCUGGGCUGUGGCUGGGCCGUGUCGGCCCCGGGAAGUGCCCGCUUUGGUCAGGGCUCAGGGCCCAUUGUCCUGGACAACAUGCGCUGCUCUGGGCAUGAGUCCGACCUGUGGCGCUGCCCCCACAACGGCUGGAACUCGCACAACUGUGGCCAUAGUGAGGACGCCAGUGUCAUCUGCUCAGCUGCCCAGUCUCAGCCGACGAUCACACCAGAUUGGUGGUAUACAAGUCCUUCGUACGGGAACGAGACAGGUUUGUCCCUGAGGCUGGUGAAUGGAAGUGACCAGUGUCAGGGCCGCGUGGAGGUCCUGUACCGAGGCUCCUGGGGCACCGUGUGUGACGACAGCUGGGACACCAAUGACGCCGACGUGGUGUGCAGGCAGCUGGGCUGUGGCCGGGCCGUGUCGGCCCCGGGAAGUGCCCGCUUUGGUGAGGGCUCAGGGCCCAUUGUCCUGGACGACGUGCGCUGCUCCGGGCAAGAGUCCUACCUGUGGCGCUGCCCCCACAACGGCUGGAACUCGCACAACUGUCGCCAUGGGGAGGACGCCAGUGUCAUCUGCUCAGGGAACGAGGCAGGUUUGUCCCUGAGGCUGGUGAAUGGAGGUGACCGGUGUCAGGGCCGCGUGGAAGUCCUGUACCAAGGCUCCUGGGGCACCGUGUGUGACGACGACUGGGACAUCAAUGACGCCAACGUGGUGUGCAGGCAGCUGGGCUGUGGCUGGGCCGUGUCGGCCCCGGGAAGUGCCCGCUUUGGUCAGGGCUCAGGGCCCAUUGUCCUGGACAACGUGCGCUGCUCCGGGCAAGAGUCCUACCUGUGGCGCUGCCCCCACAACGGCUGGAACUCGCACAACUGUGCCCAUGGUGAGGACGCCAGUGUCAUCUGUUCAGCUGCCCAGUCCCAGCCCACGACCACACCAGAUUGGUGGUAUACAAGUCCUUCGUACGGGAACGAGACAGGUUUGUCCCUGAGGCUGGUGAAUGGAAGUGACCAGUGUCAGGGCCGCGUGGAGGUCCUGUACCGAGGCUCCUGGGGCACCGUGUGUGACGACAGCUGGGACACCAAUGACGCCGACGUGGUGUGCAGGCAGCUGGGCUGUGGCCGGGCCGUGUCGGCCCCGGGAAGUGCCCGCUUUGGUGAGGGCUCAGGGCCCAUUGUCCUGGACGACGUGCGCUGCUCCGGGCAAGAGUCCUACCUGUGGCGCUGCCCCCACAACGGCUGGAACUCGCACAACUGUCGCCAUGGGGAGGACGCCAGUGUCAUCUGCUCAGGGAACGAGGCAGGUUUGUCCCUGAGGCUGGUGAAUGGAGGUGACCGGUGUCAGGGCCGCGUGGAAGUCCUGUACCAAGGCUCCUGGGGCACCGUGUGUGACGACGACUGGGACAUCAAUGACGCCAACGUGGUGUGCAGGCAGCUGGGCUGUGGCUGGGCCGUGUCGGCCCCGGGAAGUGCCCGCUUUGGUCAGGGCUCGGGGCCCAUUGUCCUGGACAACGUGCGCUGCUCCGGGCAAGAGUCCUACCUGUGGCGCUGCCCCCACAACGGCUGGAACUCGCACAACUGUGCCCAUGGUGAGGACGCCAGUGUCAUCUGUUCAGCUGCCCAGUCCCAGCCCACGACCACACCAGAUUGGUGGUAUACAAGUCCUUCGUACGGGAACGAGACAGGUUUGUCCCUGAGGCUGGUGAAUGGAAGUGACCAGUGUCAGGGCCGCGUGGAGGUCCUGUACCGAGGCUCCUGGGGCACCGUGUGUGACGACAGCUGGGACACCAAUGACGCCGACGUGGUGUGCAGGCAGCUGGGCUGUGGCCGGGCCGUGUCGGCCCCGGGAAGUGCCCGCUUUGGUGAGGGCUCAGGGCCCAUUGUCCUGGACGACGUGCGCUGCUCCGGGCAAGAGUCCUACCUGUGGCGCUGCCCCCACAACGGCUGGAACUCGCACAACUGUCGCCAUGGGGAGGACGCCAGUGUCAUCUGCUCAGGGAACGAGGCAGGUUUGUCCCUGAGGCUGGUGAAUGGAGGUGACCGGUGUCAGGGCCGCGUGGAAGUCCUGUACCAAGGCUCCUGGGGCACCGUGUGUGACGACGACUGGGACAUCAAUGACGCCAACGUGGUGUGCAGGCAGCUGGGCUGUGGCUGGGCCGUGUCGGCCCCGGGAAGUGCCCGCUUUGGUCAGGGCUCAGGGCCCAUUGUCCUGGACAACGUGCGCUGCUCCGGGCAAGAGUCCUACCUGUGGCGCUGCCCCCACAACGGCUGGAACUCGCACAACUGUGCCCAUGGUGAGGACGCCAGUGUCAUCUGUUCAGCUGCCCAGUCCCAGCCCACGACCACACCAGAUUGGUGGUAUACAAGUCCUUCGUACGGGAACGAGACAGGUUUGUCCCUGAGGCUGGUGAAUGGAAGUGACCAGUGUCAGGGCCGCGUGGAGGUCCUGUACCGAGGCUCCUGGGGCACCGUGUGUGACGACAGCUGGGACACCAAUGACGCCGACGUGGUGUGCAGGCAGCUGGGCUGUGGCCGGGCCGUGUCGGCCCCGGGAAGUGCCCGCUUUGGUGAGGGCUCAGGGCCCAUUGUCCUGGACGACGUGCGCUGCUCCGGGCAAGAGUCCUACCUGUGGCGCUGCCCCCACAACGGCUGGAACUCGCACAACUGUCGCCAUGGGGAGGACGCCAGUGUCAUCUGCUCAGGGAACGAGGCAGGUUUGUCCCUGAGGCUGGUGAAUGGAGGUGACCGGUGUCAGGGCCGCGUGGAAGUCCUGUACCAAGGCUCCUGGGGCACCGUGUGUGACGACGACUGGGACAUCAAUGACGCCAACGUGGUGUGCAGGCAGCUGGGCUGUGGCUGGGCCGUGUCGGCCCCGGGAAGUGCCCGCUUUGGUCAGGGCUCGGGGCCCAUUGUCCUGGACAACGUGCGCUGCUCCGGGCAAGAGUCCUACCUGUGGCGCUGCCCCCACAACGGCUGGAACUCGCACAACUGUGCCCAUGGUGAGGACGCCAGUGUCAUCUGUUCAGCUGCCCAGUCCCAGCCCACGACCACACCAGAUUGGUGGUAUACAAGUCCUUCGUACGGGAACGAGACAGGUUUGUCCCUGAGGCUGGUGAAUGGAAGUGACCAGUGUCAGGGCCGCGUGGAGGUCCUGUACCGAGGCUCCUGGGGCACCGUGUGUGACGACAGCUGGGACACCAAUGACGCCGACGUGGUGUGCAGGCAGCUGGGCUGUGGCCGGGCCGUGUCGGCCCCGGGAAGUGCCCGCUUUGGUGAGGGCUCAGGGCCCAUUGUCCUGGACGACGUGCGCUGCUCCGGGCAAGAGUCCUACCUGUGGCGCUGCCCCCACAACGGCUGGAACUCGCACAACUGUCGCCAUGGGGAGGACGCCAGUGUCAUCUGCUCAGGGAACGAGGCAGGUUUGUCCCUGAGGCUGGUGAAUGGAGGUGACCGGUGUCAGGGCCGCGUGGAAGUCCUGUACCAAGGCUCCUGGGGCACCGUGUGUGACGACGACUGGGACAUCAAUGACGCCAACGUGGUGUGCAGGCAGCUGGGCUGUGGCUGGGCCGUGUCGGCCCCGGGAAGUGCCCGCUUUGGUCAGGGCUCGGGGCCCAUUGUCCUGGACAACGUGCGCUGCUCCGGGCAAGAGUCCUACCUGUGGCGCUGCCCCCACAACGGCUGGAACUCGCACAACUGUGCCCAUGGUGAGGACGCCAGUGUCAUCUGUUCAGCUGCCCAGUCCCAGCCCACGACCACACCAGAUUGGUGGUAUACAAGUCCUUCGUACGGGAACGAGACAGGUUUGUCCCUGAGGCUGGUGAAUGGAAGUGACCAGUGUCAGGGCCGCGUGGAGGUCCUGUACCGAGGCUCCUGGGGCACCGUGUGUGACGACAGCUGGGACACCAAUGACGCCGACGUGGUGUGCAGGCAGCUGGGCUGUGGCCGGGCCGUGUCGGCCCCGGGAAGUGCCCGCUUUGGUGAGGGCUCAGGGCCCAUUGUCCUGGACGACGUGCGCUGCUCCGGGCAAGAGUCCUACCUGUGGCGCUGCCCCCACAACGGCUGGAACUCGCACAACUGUCGCCAUGGGGAGGACGCCAGUGUCAUCUGCUCAGGGAACGAGGCAGGUUUGUCCCUGAGGCUGGUGAAUGGAGGUGACCGGUGUCAGGGCCGCGUGGAAGUCCUGUACCAAGGCUCCUGGGGCACCGUGUGUGACGACGACUGGGACAUCAAUGACGCCAACGUGGUGUGCAGGCAGCUGGGCUGUGGCUGGGCCGUGUCGGCCCCGGGAAGUGCCCGCUUUGGUCAGGGCUCAGGGCCCAUUGUCCUGGACAACGUGCGCUGCUCCGGGCAAGAGUCCUACCUGUGGCGCUGCCCCCACAACGGCUGGAACUCACACAACUGUGCCCAUGGUGAGGACGCCAGUGUCAUCUGUUCAGCUGCCCAGUCCCAGCCCACGACCACACCAGAUUGGUGGUAUACAAGUCCUUCGUACGGGAACGAGACAGGUUUGUCCCUGAGGCUGGUGAAUGGAAGUGACCAGUGUCAGGGCCGCGUGGAGGUCCUGUACCGAGGCUCCUGGGGCACCGUGUGUGACGACAGCUGGGACACCAAUGACGCCGACGUGGUGUGCAGGCAGCUGGGCUGUGGCCGGGCCGUGUCGGCCCCGGGAAGCGCCCGCUUUGGUGAGGGCUCAGGGCCCAUUGUCCUGGACGACGUGCGCUGCUCCGGGCAAGAGUCCUACCUGUGGCGCUGCCCCCACAACGGCUGGAACUCGCACAACUGUCGCCAUGGGGAGGACGCCAGUGUCAUCUGCUCAGGGAACGAGGCAGGUUUGUCCCUGAGGCUGGUGAAUGGAGGUGACCGGUGUCAGGGCCGCGUGGAAGUCCUGUACCAAGGCUCCUGGGGCACCGUGUGUGACGACGACUGGGACAUCAAUGACGCCAACGUGGUGUGCAGGCAGCUGGGCUGUGGCUGGGCCGUGUCGGCCCCGGGAAGUGCCCGCUUUGGUCAGGGCUCGGGGCCCAUUGUCCUGGACAACGUGCGCUGCUCCGGGCAAGAGUCCUACCUGUGGCGCUGCCCCCACAACGGCUGGAACUCGCACAACUGUGGCCACGGGGAGGAUGCCGGUGUCAUCUGCUCAGCCUCCCAGAGCACCUCUACUACCCCAGAUUGGUGGUACCCACGUACUACAACCACUGGGAGACCCUCUUCAAAUUGUGGUGGCUUCUUAUUCAAUGCCAGCGGGACAUUUUUCAGCCCAUCUUACCCUGGAUACUACCCCAACAAUGCUGAGUGUGUCUGGGAAAUAGAAGUGAACCCCGGCUAUCGCAUAAAUCUGGGAUUCAACAGUCUGCAGCUGGAGGUGAACAACAAUUGCAGUUUCGAUUAUGUCGAAAUCUCUGAUGGACCCCUGAACAGCAGUAACUUGCUGGGGAAAAUUUGUAAUGGCACCAGGCAAAUAUUCACCUCUUCUUACAACCGAAUGACCGUUCGAUUUCGAAGUGACAUCAGUAUCCAAAGCACCGGCUUUUCUGCUUGGUAUAACUCCUUUCCUCAAGAUGCCAGCCUGAGAUUGGUCAGUUCAAAUUCCUCCUAUGGUGCCUGUGCCGGGCGUGUGGAAAUUUACCACAAUGGCAUAUGGGGGACGGUUUGUGAUGACUCCUGGGACAUUCAGGAUGCCCAAGUGGUCUGCAGACAGCUGCGGUGUGGAUAUGCAGUGUCAGCCCUGGGAAAUGCCCAUUUUGGGCCCGGCUCUGGUCCCAUCACCCUGGACGAUGUGGUGUGCUCCGGGACAGAAUCUACUCUCUGGCAGUGCCGGAACCGAGGCUGGUUCUCCCAUGACUGUGCCCACCGGGAAGACGCCGGAGUCAUUUGCUCAGGAAGCUACCCAACAACACAGGCUCCUGUUUACAACGUCACCUACCCGAACACAAAUUACUCCUGUGGAGGCUUCCUGUCCCAACCAUCAGGGCACUUUUCCAGCCCGUUCUAUCCUGGGAACUAUCCAAACAAUGCCAAAUGCCUGUGGGACAUCGAGGUCCGAAACAACUACCGUGUGACUGUUGUCUUCAGAGAUGUCCAGCUUGAAGGAGGCUGUAACUACGACUAUAUCGAAGUGUUUGACGGCCCCUCCCACAGCUCCCCUCUGAUUGCCCGCGUUUGUGAUGGAGCCAGGGGCUCCUUCACUUCAUCAUCGAACUUCAUGUCCAUUCGCUUCGUCAGCGAUGGCAGCAUCACAAAGAGGGGCUUCCAGGUCAACUACUAUUCCCGUCCUUCCAAUGACAGCACCCAGCUGCUUUGUCUGCCAAAUCACAUGCAAGCCAGCGUGAGCAGGAGCUACCUCCAAUCCUUGGGCUACUCUGCCCGGGACCUUUUCAUUCCCAGCUGGAAUGAAAGCUACCGGUGUCAGCCCCAGAUAACGGCCAGCCAGGUGACAUUCACAAUUCCAUACUCAGGCUGUGGCACCAUCAAGCAGGCCAAUAAUGAUACCAUCAUCUAUUCCAACUUCCUCGAAGCAGCUGCUUCAAAUGCCAUCAUCAAGAGGCAUAAGGACUUCCGCAUUCAUAUCAGCUGCAGGAUGCUCCAGAACACCUGGAUUGACACCAUGUACAUUGCUAAUGACACCGUCGACAUCAAGGAAGUGCAGUAUAGCAGUUUCAACGUGAACCUUUCCUUUUAUACAUCAUCUUCAUUUUUGUAUCCUGUGACCAGCAGUCCGUACUAUGUGGACCUGAACCAGAACUUGUACCUUCAAGCGGAGAUCCUCCAUUCUGAUGCCUCCUUGGCCUUGUUUGUGGAUACCUGUGUGGCGUCCCCAUAUUUCAAUGACUUUACAUCUUUGACUUACGAUCUUAUCCGGAGUGGGUGUGCCAAGGACAGAACCUACCAAUCUUACUCUCCGCCCUCGCCUCGCAUUGCCCGCUUCAAAUUCAGUUCCUUCUACUUCCUGAAGCGCUUCCCCUCCGUGUACCUGCGGUGUAAAAUGGUGGUGUGCCGGGCGGACGACUACUUCUCCCGCUGCCGCAGAGGCUGCAUCGUGAGGUCCAAGAGGGACGUGGGCUCCUACCAGGAGAAGGUGGACGUCGUCCUGGGACCCAUUCAGCUGCAGGCCCCGUAGGCUGUGAAGAGGAGCCUGGCCAGGUGGCCGCCCUCCCGCCCCUAGGCCUGUGGCCCGCGGGGACCCGGGAUGAUUCUGUCGGUGUCGUGGUCCACCUCAAAUCGGGCACCCACCGUGUGCCAGGCCUGCCGUGCCACACCGGGUGAUGCGGAGUUCGCUAGAUCUGCUUCCCGCCUUCUUCCAUGGGCUCCCGGUCUACGGGGGACCAUGUGUAGUGCUUGGGCAAGAGAGUUCUUCCCCGUGACACCGAUACCUUUGUCCUCUGGGAUCUGAACUCCCAGAACCUCAUACUCCUCAUCUGUAACACAAAAAUGUUAAUACUUCCCUAUUAGGACUGUUGAGGAGCUACAAUAAAAUAAUGUUAAACUGC